CGCGUGUAUUUAAAGAAUUUAUUCGGAAAUAAACACGUAUGUGCUUAUUUUAAAGACAGAGUAUAUUUGGCUUGUAUAUCAUAGUUAGUCCGAACGUAUAAUUAAGUUCAAUUGCGCACUUCCUGUUUGACGAGGGCGCGCAUUCAAUAGCACACAUGAGUUCAAAGCUUCAACUCGCUGGUGCCUUUUUGUAGUCUCUGACAUACAUACAUAUAAAAAUACCAAAUAUAACGAUCAUGGCGGACGUCAAUGCGACUGUCGCAGCAAUCGACGAGAUGGUUCGUGAUAGUAUUAAUGCCACUGUGGCCGCUCUGAACGAGACACUCGAUCCUAAUAUGAUGACCGUCGGCAACAUUACCUACAAUAUUACAAACUACAACGAGGAACAAAUACGUCGCCUCAAAGUCAAACAGGAAGUACUGGCGUUCCGUAAAGAACACGAAGGCCACGACUCCAUGCACGCAGAGAUGUUCUUUAUAAUCAUGCUGGUGACAAUCGGUGCACAGUUUUUACUGAUGCUGUGGAAGAAACACAACGAGAAAUCAUACAAGAGGUAUACUCUCUUCGCCAUGUGGGUAGUGCCCGUGUGGUUCAGUAUCAGGAACAGUCUGAACCAGAUGCUGACGGUGUGGACCAUAUUCAGUAUCCUCACUGGUUGGAUCUCCUUCAAGGCGACACGCAAGCCAUUGCACUCGCGUACACCGAAGUUGGUGUACAACUACUUUCUUAUGAUGUAUAAGCUCUGCUAUGGCGUGGGCUUGGCUGGGUAUAUACUGUUCAUGCUCAUAUUGUUUGGUGGGGGUGCGGCGAUGAAUAGAGAUGUCAAGGCACGCCAGUACGCCAUGGAGGUCGUAACUACCAUGCUCUUCUAUGGACUGUACUAUGGCUGUUUGCUAAGAGAUUUUGCGGAGAUUUGUGCAGAAUCAAUGGGCAAUAGUAUCGGGGUAUGUAUUGUAUGGAUUUCGACCAUCGUUCAAUGUUCGCGGCAUUCAUGA
Messenger RNA from Sphaeroforma arctica JP610, 995 nucleotides. RefSeq lists its product as hypothetical. Bases 237 to 995 code for a protein of 252 amino acids. The transcript is spliced from 3 exons. The record is from RefSeq and is a predicted model, not a curated record. NCBI's taxonomy places the organism in Eukaryota, Ichthyosporea, Ichthyophonida. Gene Ontology annotation, molecular function: ubiquitin protein ligase activity; metal ion binding. Gene Ontology annotation, cellular component: endoplasmic reticulum membrane; Golgi membrane.